Molecule: messenger RNA, 2046 nt
Organism: Micropterus salmoides (largemouth bass)
Lineage: Eukaryota; Metazoa; Chordata; Actinopteri; Centrarchiformes; Centrarchidae
Gene: lamp3
Product: lysosome-associated membrane glycoprotein 3
Exons: 8
Coding region: 550-1320 (256 amino acids)
Cellular component (GO): membrane
Source: RefSeq, a predicted model, not a curated record
CCAGAUUUCUGUUAGCUUAGCUUAGCAUACAUUGAAACUGGGAAGUAGCUUGUCUGGCUCUCUUCACUAACAAAAUCCAACUGCCAGCAGCUCCAAAGCUCACUAACUAACACAUUAAAUCUGGUCUGUAUACUAUGUCAAAGAAAAGUUUUAAAAUUGGCUAAUUGUGGAUUCACAGCAUGGACUGUAUGAAAAGAUAUACUAGGUUUACCACUCAAAUUGAUGACAAGUCUCUGGGAAGUUAGCAAGAGGUCUUGGUAGGUUAAUUUUGACAGAGCCAGGCUAACUGUUUCUACCUGUUUUCAGUUUUUGUACUGAGAUAAGCUAAUCGGCUGCUGGAUGUAGCUUCAUAUACCAGAUAUGCAAGUUAUGUCAAUCUUCUCAUGUGGUGGUUACCACACUGAAAUAUGACAUGUUGAAAAUUUAACCUAUAUUCAAAAACAGCAUCCUUAUUACUCGGGAUCAUCCAGAACAUGUUGCAGGUUUUUAUAGAUACAAUUUCUUUAGUGAAAAAUAGUACCAGUGAUUCUGCAUGGCUAGAUUAGAGACAUGAUGCUAAGGGGUCCCACAGGUGAAUGGUUUCUUUUUUUCCUGGCUGCUAUUAUUCCCGGUCUCCACCUCCAGAGAAAUGGCAGCUCCAUCCAGCCUGCCUCUAACUCUGAGCCGCCCUCUAAGGCUCAGAUCUACCAGCCGGUCUUUCAGCCCUCUGAGGCCAUUCCUCCAAUAGGGACCUACAUGCUGAAAAACGCUGUUGGGAAUCCCUGCAUCAAAGCCACCAUGGGAGUAGAGUACAUUGUCAUCGAAAAGAAGAAAAGUUGGUAUUUCAACCUGGACCCCUCCAGGGUCAGCAUCAGUGGUUACUGCAGCAAAGAAACUGCUGUACUUUCUCUCACACUGCCAGCCAACGCUGCCAGUCUGCAGCUCUUUUUCAAAAAGGAAAAGAAUCUUUUUUACGUCACCAAGCUGACUGCCCAUGUGUCACCUCUGCCUGUCUGCCAAGGAUGUGCCAAUAAAACUUAUUCAGGUUUGGUAGACCAUAAGAAGCUGUUCACAGCAGCUAAUGGACAGAGCUUCAACUGUAAAUCUGAGAAUCUGCUUCUGAUGUCGCCGGCGCUGCGGAUCAAGCUGGUUCCUCUGCAGAUGCAGGCCUUCACUCUGCCCAAAGGACAGUAUGGAAAAGAGGUGGAGUGUUGGGCCGACUAUAACAAGCGGGUUAUUCCCAUCGUCAUCGGGGCCACUGUGGUUUGUCUCAUUCUGAUCGCUGUGCUGACCUUCCUGUUCAUCAAAGACAGACGCAGACAAGGAUAUGACAGGAUCUGAGUUAUUUUCAAAACUAGAAUAUAGAUUUAUUCCAUCUCAAAGAAUAUUUCAUACUGUUACAAAAAGUUCUCACUUUUUUGCUCAUGGCACCUUUUUGCUUCUUAUAAUAAAAAAAGAGAUCUAAUGUCUGAUAUUUAAACUAUAGAUGCAAAGAAUGCUUUUACAUUUAUUUGUUUGACAAUUCUUUCUUUAUUAUUAUUAUUAUUAUUUUAUCUCUCUCUCUCUUUGUACCCAAGUUACCUUUUAGCAUGUCAUUUCAUUUUCAUUCUUUCAGUGACUUUUGUUCAGUGACAUUUCUUGUAAUAAAUAUACAUAUAUAGCCAUCUAUAUAUUUAAUAAAUUGGGGCUGAAAAUAAGUUAUUGAACCCUUAAUUACACUAGCAAUAAAUUAACAAAAUUAUUGCAUUAUGUGAUUUAUCGUAGUAUAACUCUUGAACCUAAAAGACAGGGAUAUUGCAAGAUAAACAUUAAGUUAAUUACUUCAAAUUAUGUAGCUUAAUUACACUUUAUCAGUCUGCAGUAUGUUGGCUAUAGCGAGUAAUAAGGUGUUUUUGGAAUAAAACAUAUUUUAUUUUUUAACUGCAAAGAUUAAAUAACUCAAAAAAUACUAUAAUGUAGCUAGUAUAGUUUUUGAAUGCCUAAUUAUUCAACCAAUGUCUUUAUUUCAGAAUAUUCUGUAUGUGUAUAUAUUCGUCUCGUUUAUCAAAUAAAAUGAGUUUUGUUUUA